CUAUAUACAAGUAUUAUUCCAUACCGUGACUUUAUGAAAUAGUAAAUAAGCUGACACGAAAACUUAACUUAUCUUUUAUAAAUCUAAUGUAUAAAUGCCCGUGUACUCUGGUCAUCCGAUCACAUCUAACUAGCCAUCUAACGAGAGUUUGCUCACCGAACGCAAGUCGACAAUAAACCCGACAUCACCAUGAUGAAGCUUUUGCUCCACUCCCUCAUCUUAGGCCAGGUUGGUCUGAUAUCCCUGAUGGCAGUCUCUACCAACGCCAGACGAUGUGAAGACAUCCGUGUCGAGGGGACCAACCCAUGGGUUACCAUACCCGGUGUAAGCAGGUUCUGCUAUUCUUAUGGCAGUACACCUUCCACUUGGGAGGAGGCCAAUCAGCUCUGUAAGAGUCUUAGUAGUCCGGGUAAUGAGGAAGGUGAUCUGACAUCACUGGACAAUACCGAAGAAGCAUCUGCCAUAUUCAACUAUUGGAGCAGUGCGGGAACCAAUCUAGAAUCGGGCUAUUGGAUUGGUCUAAAUCGAGGCGACAUCACCGGACAAACUGGGAGGUGGACAGACUACUCAAGGGUGAGGAACAAUCGCCAAGACUGGCAAGAAGGAGAGCCAUCCGACAACUGUGCGUAUGUGGCCAAUGAGGGCGCUACUGACGAAGAAAAGAUGAAAUGGAAGACCGCAUCUUGUACUACAGUAACUAAACCUUUCAUCUGCGAGAGGAAGAACUACUAUUAGAUUGAGUUGAUAUUGAAUAGUAUCGAUGAAA
This is a messenger RNA of Lytechinus variegatus (green sea urchin), 766 nucleotides long. Its product is annotated as C-type lectin domain family 4 member G-like. The transcript is spliced from 2 exons. Gene Ontology annotation, molecular function: signaling receptor activity. The record is from RefSeq and is a predicted model, not a curated record. Bases 190 to 735 code for a protein of 181 amino acids. NCBI's taxonomy places the organism in Eukaryota, Metazoa, Echinodermata, Echinoidea, Temnopleuroida, Toxopneustidae.